UGGAGUCGAAGGAGAGGCAGCCCUGGGCUUCGGACAUCUGGGCUCUUCUCUCCACCACUUAGGAGUUUAUCUGGAUUAUUGAACUCUUCUGACUUUGUUGGUUUUCAACUUGAGGCUACUUUUUGAGAGGAAAGCAAGAUGUCAAGGAAAAGUGUUCCAGGCUGCUUCUCUAGAAUGAUAUGGAAAAAACAUUUUUUCAAGGAAACCUGCUGCCGAUGUGGUGCUCCAGACACUGAAAUCCAAAAUGAAGAGCUGGAAAAGAGAGGAAAAGUAAAGAAAAGAAAGAAGAAAAAUGAAAAUAAACGAGUGAUCAUCUCCAAUUUGUCCUUUGGAAGUAAGAAGUGGAAGGAAAAUCCAAACAUAUACUAUGACUCCAAUAAAAUUAAGACCACAAAAUAUACCAUCUUGACUUUCCUCCCUAAAAAUAUCUAUGAGCAGUUUCACCGCUUUGCCAAUGUUUAUUUUGUGGUCAUUGCACUGCUGAAUUUUGUGCCAGUGGUGAAUGCUUUCCAACCAGAAGUUUCUGUGAUCCCAAUUUGUGUUAUAAUGGCCAUUACAGCCAUUAAAGAUGCUUGGGAGGACUUUCGGCGGUAUAAAUUAGACAAGGAAAUCAAUCAUAUGGGAUGUUACAUUUACAGCAGGGAAGAACGUGCUUAUGUUGAGAAAUGCUGGAAAGAUGUCCGAGUGGGGGAUUUUGUGCAGCUGCAGUGUAACGAGACCAUCCCAGCCGAUAUCCUACUGCUGUACUCCUCUGAUCAGAACGGGAUCUGUCACUUGGAAACUGCCAACCUCGACGGGGAGACCAACCUUAAACAACGACAAGUUGUGAUGGGGUUCUCCAGCCAGAAUACUUUGUUUGAACCCGAAUUUUUCCAAAACACCAUCAUCUGUGAAAUGCCUAACAAUGAUCUCAAUAAAUUCAAAGGGUACAUGGAGCAGCCAAAUCAUGAACGGAUUGGUUUUAACAUUGAAAGCCUCUUGCUUCGUGGAUGUACAAUCAGAAAUACUGAGGCUGCAAUAGGAAUUGUUAUAUAUGCAGGUCAUGAAACCAAGGCUAUGCUAAAUAACAACGGUCCUCGUUACAAGCGCAGCAAGAUAGAGCGACGGAUGAAUAUGGAUAUUUUCUUAUGUGUGGGACUUCUGUUGGUGAUGUGUCUUGUUGGAGCUGUAGGGCAUGGCAUUUGGACUGGAAACUUCUCAGAGUAUCCACCUUAUGAUGUCCCAGAUGAGAAUGGCAAUUUUCUGUCUCCAGUUCUUGCUGGUUUCUACAUGUUCUUGACAAUGAUAAUCCUGUUACAGGUUUUAAUCCCCAUCUCUCUUUAUGUGUCCAUUGAGUUAGUCAAGUUGGGCCAAGUCUUCUUAAUUCACAAUGACAUUGACCUGUAUGAUGAAGAGGCAGAUUUGCCCAUACAGUGCCGUGCCCUAAAUAUUACUGAAGAUCUUGGACAAAUCCAGUAUAUCUUCUCAGACAAAACUGGGACACUAACGGAAAACAAAAUGGUAUUCCGACGCUGUACUGUUGAUGGGAUUGAGUUUUCACAUCAGGAAAAUGCCAGACGCCUGGAAACCCACAAAGAGUUGGAUUUAGAUGAUGAGGACUUUGCAAAACUUCAACACUUCACUCUUCCUCCCAUGAAUAUUGAGACACCAGCCACUUAUAAGCAAAGGACCGUGAGACCUUUAAGGAGGUGCCAGAGUGCCAGGCCUCAUUUUCAGGGACAUACAAGGAAUAGGUCGCUCGGUCGUCGUGACAGCAACCAGUCUCAAGUGGCGUUCAGCAGUGCCAUUGAAAAGGAUGUGACUCCAGAUAGUAGGCUGCUGAGGCGAGUAAGAGAAGCUGCGUUCCAGACUGAAAAUCUUUCUCCUUUUAUGCAUACAAAGACUUCCACAUCCUUUACGGACUUUUUUCUUGCCCUUGCCAUCUGCAAUACCGUCCUGGUCUCCACAGCUACCGAGCCAAGACAAAGGGUCACAGUCCCACCACCAAUAAAACCUUCAGGAAUCACCCUGGAGAAGAUUCAUCAGAUAUUUCAACGGCUAAAAUUAGCAAGCCUUAGUCAGUCUUUUUCCUCUUCUCAGUCUAGUUCAGACCUAGGUGCUAGCUUCAGUGCAAAGAGCACCGAGGAGCAUCUUGCUGUGUUGGAUUGCUGUGACAAUGACGACAACUGCUGUAGUAGAGGCGAUGAGCUCCAGGGCAAGGGCAGCACAGAUAUUGGUAGUGCUUCCUUGGAUGAGGUUUUUAAAUCCGUGACUAACAGUUCUUUGCCAACAGACUUUUGUUAUGAGGCUGAGAGCCCAGAUGAGGCAGCGCUUGUCUAUGCUGCGCAGGCAUAUAGUUUUACUUUAGUGUCCCGAACUCCUGAACAGGUGACCGUACGGCUGCCACAAGGCACACUCCUGACUUUUGAUAUUCUCUACACUUUGGGAUUUGACUCAGUAAGGAAAAGGAUGUCUGUGGUGGUGAGACACCCUCUAACCAAGGCAAUUGUUGUCUACACAAAAGGAGCUGACUCUGUGAUAAUGGACUUGCUGGAAGACUCUUCCAAAGCUGAAAUUAGUGCAGAGAAGAGAAUGAAAAGAAUAAAAGAAAAAACACAGAAACAUCUGGAUUACUAUGCCCGUGAUGGCCUACGAACUCUGUGCAUAGCUAAGAAGGUCUUGAAUGAAGAUGACUUUCAAAAAUGGGCCAAUUUUCGUCGGGAGGCAGAAGCUGCAAUUGACAACAGAGAUGAGCUGUUAAUGGAGACAGCGCAGCAUCUGGAGACCAAACUCACCUUGCUGGGAGCAACAGGGAUUGAAGAUCGGCUGCAGGAUGGAGUGCCUGACACUAUUGCGGCUCUUCGAGAAGCUGGGAUAAAAAUCUGGGUGUUGACAGGAGACAAACAAGAAACAGCAGUUAACAUUGCAUAUUCCUGUAAACUCCUGAACCAGAGAGACACUGUCUUCACCAUUAACACUGAAAGUAAGGAAACUUGUGAAUCUCUCUUGAAUUUAACCUUGGAAGAGGUGAGGAAGAAUUAUGAGGUUGAAAAACCAUGGAGGAGAUUUUUUGGCGUUAUCCCAACAUCUUUCUCAGCCUCUGAGGCGCCCAGUCCUGAGUUCGGACUGGUGAUUGAUGGACAGACGCUGAACGUCAUCUUCCAGGGGGGCCUGGAGGAGAAGUUCCUGGCGCUGACGAAGCACUGCCGCUCGGUGCUGUGCUGCCGUGCCACCCCUCUUCAGAAGAGUAUGGUGGUCAAGCUCGUCCGGAGGCAGCUUAAAGUGAUGACCCUGUCGAUAGGUGAUGGUGCAAAUGAUGUAAGUAUGAUUCAAGCAGCUGAUGUUGGAAUUGGAAUAUCUGGCCAAGAAGGCAUGCAGGCUGUGAUGGCUAGUGACUUUGCAAUAUCCCGAUUCAAGCAUCUCAAAAAACUCCUCCUUGUCCAUGGACAUUGGUGUUAUGCUCGCCUGGCAAAGAUGGUGAUUUACUUUUUCUACAAAAAUGUGAGCUACGUCAACCUGCUCUUCUGGUACCAGUUCUUCUGUGGCUUCUCAGGCAGCACAAUGAUAGAUUACUGGCAGAUGAUUUUUUUCAAUCUUUUCUUCACCUCGAUGCCCCCUCUCCUCUUCGGAAUCCUGGAUAGAGAUGUUUCUGCAGAAACACUUCUAGGUUUGCCCGAGUUGUACAAGAAUGGACAAAAUUCAGAGAUAUACAAGCUGUCAACUUUUAUUAUUACAAUGUUGGAUGCCUUCUACCAAAGCCUCAUUUGCUUCUUUGUCCCCUAUUUGACAUACAAGGACUCUAACAUAGAUGUGUUUUCCUUUGGAAACCCCAUCAAUACCAUCUCCCUCCUGACCAUUCUCUUGCACCAGGCUCUAGAAAUGAAAACAUGGACCCUGUUCCAUUUGGUAACGAUGAUUGGCAGCGUGGUGUUUUACUUCAUCUUCUCUCUGAUCUACAAUGCCGCCUGCGUGGUCUGCAACCCUCCCACCAACCCCUACUGGGUUAUGGAGAAACAGCUUUCAGAUCCCACCUUCUAUUUACUGUGUCUUAUUACCCCAGUCAUCGCACUCUUGCCAAGGUUCUUUAUUUUUGCUCUACGAGGAACCUUUGGAGCAUCUCUGAUUCUGAAAGCACAGCAAAUAGAUAAACUUCCUAAAGGGCAACAGGAUCAUGAAAUCCAGAAAUUGAGGUCAAGAAAACAAACUACUUCUGGUGCACCUGUAGCAUCACCUACAUCUCAUGAUGACCUUGACCAAAACAUCAGCCACUUAUGUGUGUCACCAUUUUUACAUCCAGUGGCAACAGCUGUGUCUCAUGGGGACACAGAAAUUCGGGGACUUUCCGCCUCUGAAGUGAAUCCUCUCAGAAAACAGACACCUGAAGAAGGCUACUAUUUCUUUAAUAAGUGGGCAGAGGAAGAACCUACUGCUACGGACUCUUCAGCAGGACCUUUCUCUGGCCAUUACCUCCUUGUACCCAGCAGGGUAACAACUCCUGGACAGGACGGUGGCAAACUGACUAAAGAUAAUGCUAAGAGUUUUAACCGGGGAAGCCAUCGGCGGUCUGUGAGUGCAGUGACACUCUGAAGAAACAUUCAGAAAUGGGAUCCACAGCCCAUGUGGAGAAGGAUACCAUAGGGAAAAUAAAAAGUCUAUUUGUACUUAACUGUGAUGCUCACUGCAAAAGGAGAGAGAGACGUGUGGAGUAGUGCAAUAACAUCUCUAAUAUGCAACUUUUCCUAAGUGCAUAUAUAGUUUGGGUUUGUCAUUACAUGACUUCUUGAUCUUCCUGGUUUUGUCUCAUUAGGGGAAUGUUACAUAAGCAUCACACAGUUGCUGAGAAAUGUACAAUUACUUUCUUUCAUCAAGGAAUAUUUUUCUUUCACAGUAAUAGGGAAUAAUUGUACUAGUGAUGUUUCAAUGUUAUUAUGCUAUUGAGGUAAUAGAAAGAGAAUCCUUUCUAUAUUAAGCCAAGUCUUAGAGCAACACAUCCCACUCUAGCUUUUACUAUAAAAGUUUUAAAAAGACAUUACUAACAUAAAAAUUACAGUUCUGCCUAGAAAAAAUGUUACCUCCUGGUACUAAAGGUAUUUGCAGAAUAACAGCAUCGGAAAGAGACUAAAGAAUGUUCUGGGUUUUAAUAUAUGGACUUUAUACAUAUAACAAUAUCAGGUCUAUAGUCUGCUUUCCCUGAACAGUAAGCUCAGUAUUUUUAUGCAGGCAGUGGUUUGACCUGAUACUGUUAAGAAAAGAACAAAUGAGUUUAUGAAGUAGAAGAAUGCAAAUACUGAAGUACAAGAACUGACAGGAUAACUCAGGGGUAAGUGGAGUCUACUUCUUCAUACGUACAAAAGUAGACAGAUAUAACAAGUCAAAUUCAAGAAUUUAUGUUCUAGAAUUCUAAAGUUGUCCCUGCUUUUUCAUCUAGAAGUUCAGUUUCUUCCUUCCAUUUUCUAUUAUUAUGUAGCGUUGCUGCAUUCAAUCAAGUCUAAAUCAUGCUCCUGCCCACAGUUGGUUACAUCCAGUAGUUGAUGGAGAGCUCAAUAAUGGAGAUUUUGACAAGCAAUAUAUGAAGGUUACUAAUCACACUGCAGUAAGUACAUGUUGUAGAAUGACCAAAAUAUGCAUAAUACGUUCAUCCUUUUCAGUAUCUUAGGGCAACAAGAUGCAGGGAAAAAAAAUCAUAAAAUGUCACUAUCAUCACUACCUAUUGCAAUGCAAUGAAAGGUGACUUUGGUAUUUCUUAUAGAAAUGUUAACUAGUAAGACCAUUUCCCAAGUUUUUAUUCACAAUGUAGGGUGAAAUCGUAACUAUGUUUUAAAUUCAAGCCCUCUGUACUUUUAUGAAUCUACCACUGGUUCUGAUUUAAGUAGGUUUUUAGCCUUUUUUAUACAUGCUAUGUUAAUUUAGCUAUUUACUACCUAUCACAAUGUGUGAUCUGUUUAAUAAUCUGUUUAGCAAAUACUAAUUUAAAGUCUGUGUGUUAUAAUAAUUACUGUAACUAGAGUCUUCAAGAUGUUACUUUAAAGCAACUCAGGCAAAAUUGAGUAGCAUAUCUGCCACUGGGAUUGCUGGUAGCCAGAGCAAGAGCACACAUAGAACUGCAAUCGUUAAAGUAUUAAUUGUCAGCUGUAAAACAAUUCAGAAAGAGAUUUUUUGCAUGAUGUACAAAAUGAAGGGAAUUAGGCAUAGCUGAGAUUAUUGUUAAUGGAGUGUGAGAUUGCUCAAAUGUUUGCUUCCUAGCUGGGAAUGGACCUUGGGUGACAAGACUUAAGAUCAAGCCUUUACAAUUCACAGCCGUGUCCUUACAUUAAAUGGUCCGUUUCCUUUGAACUUAAAGAAGAUGCCAAUUUCUUAUACAUUUUAUUACAAAAUGUGAAAUGUUUUUAUAGUAAUAAAUGUAAUAUGGUCGUGACUUGGUGUGUUGUUGAGAGGACGAAAACAGAGGCAGAGGAGUGGAUUUCCUAUUGUCAUCCAUGAGUGGCAAACUCAUGUUUUCCAAGGCCACUCCUCUACCUAGUAGGCUGCGCUAUAGAAUGCUUAUCAUAAAAACUAGGUAACAAAUUUAUCUGAAUGUGCAAGGGGACUGAGCAUAUAUGGAAAAGGGCCAGAUGGAUUAUGUUUAAGCAAAUCUGGAAGACCUGUAGACGUUCCUGAAUUCAAAGCCAAGAAUUAAUUUCACAUUUUCUCACCACAGCUUCUGCAAAACCAUUCUACCAUGCAUUUUGCCCUGACAGCUGGGCCUCGGUUGAGAAAUGGCAUAUAGUUAAGGG
Molecule: messenger RNA, 6752 nt
Organism: Aquila chrysaetos chrysaetos
Lineage: Eukaryota; Metazoa; Chordata; Aves; Accipitriformes; Accipitridae
Gene: ATP10B
Product: ATPase phospholipid transporting 10B (putative)
Exons: 21
Coding region: 139-4566 (1475 amino acids)
Biological process (GO): phospholipid translocation
Cellular component (GO): plasma membrane
Molecular function (GO): ATP binding; magnesium ion binding; ATPase-coupled intramembrane lipid carrier activity
Source: RefSeq, a predicted model, not a curated record